AUGAUCACUAGGUCAUUGGAGAUUCGUGUGGGCGGCAAGUACCGCCUUGGCCGUAAGAUAGGCAGCGGUUCCUUCGGUGAUAUCUUUAUAGGGACACACAUCCAAACAGGUGAGGAUGUAGCAAUAAAGUUGGAGUCUCACCGGAGCCGCCACCCGCAGCUGUUAUACGAGUCGAAGCUUUACAAGUUAUUGGCAGGCGGUGUCGGUAUUCCUACGAUCCACUGGUACGGUAUUGAGGGUGAGUAUAACAUUCUCAUUAUGGAUCUUUUGGGGCCCUCUUUGGAGGAUUUGUUUACGAUCUGUAACCGUAAACUUAGCCUUAAGACGGUGUUGAUGCUUGCCGAUCAAAUGUUAAACCGUAUAGAAUAUUGCCAUUCGAAAAACUUCAUUCACCGUGAUAUCAAGCCGGAUAACUUUUUAAUUGGCCGUGGUAAGAAGAUUUCGAUUGUGUACAUUAUUGACUUCGGGCUGGCGAAGAAGUACCGAGACCCCAAAACAGCGCAACAUAUAUGCUAUCGUGAAGGUAAGAAUCUCACAGGUACUGCACGGUAUGCGAGUAUCAAUACCCAUUUGGGAAUUGAACAAAGUCGUCGUGACGAUAUGGAGGCGUUGGGUUAUGUAUUAUUGUAUUUUAUGCGUGGAUCUCUACCGUGGCAGGGUUUGAAGGCCACGAGCAAGAAAGAUAAGUAUGACAAGAUCAGCGAGAAGAAAAUUGCGAUACCUGUUGAUCUUUUGUGUAAACAACUGCCAUUUGAGUUCGUAACAUUCAUCAACUAUGCGAGAUCAUUGCGUUUUGAAGACCGACCAGACUACUCUUACCUUCGUCGUAUAUUGAAGGAUUUGUUCUUUAGGCAAGGUUAUCAAUACGACUUCAUCUUCGACUGGACGUUUUUACACACUGCCCAGUUAAUGCACACAAUGAUGAAUGAGGAUAUUGAGCGUUUCGAGCGUAUGACAAAGGACCGCGAGCGGGACGCGGAGGAGCCUACUAACCGCCCAGUACUGAAGAAUAAGUAG
This is a messenger RNA of Babesia sp. Xinjiang, 1017 nucleotides long. RefSeq names its product Casein kinase I. The record is from RefSeq and is a predicted model, not a curated record. Gene Ontology annotation, molecular function: protein serine/threonine kinase activity; ATP binding. Gene Ontology annotation, biological process: signal transduction; peptidyl-serine phosphorylation; endocytosis. The coding region runs from base 1 to 1017 and encodes 338 amino acids. The transcript has a single exon. NCBI's taxonomy places the organism in Eukaryota, Apicomplexa, Aconoidasida, Piroplasmida, Babesiidae. Gene Ontology annotation, cellular component: cytoplasm; nucleus.